Molecule: messenger RNA, 195 nt
Organism: Penicillium soppii
Lineage: Eukaryota; Fungi; Ascomycota; Eurotiomycetes; Eurotiales; Aspergillaceae
Exons: 1
Coding region: 1-195 (64 amino acids)
Source: RefSeq, a predicted model, not a curated record
AUGUGCUGGACAAAAGAUAUCCGCACACCGACAAAUCCACCUGCAUUCCAUGCUGGGCGUUCCACUCAGGAAUAUGCCCCUCCUGACGAUCUUGGGGUGCGCCAGGUGUCCAUCCGCCGAAGACCUCUAACCCCUAAUCGUCUGAUUAUUUUAUCCACCCGUGCAACACUGGCUAAGCACGCUCCAGACCCGUAG